Clupea harengus (Atlantic herring) is the source of this 7003-nucleotide messenger RNA. It is a transcript of the gene zfc3h1, whose product is annotated as zinc finger C3H1-type containing. The record is from RefSeq and is a predicted model, not a curated record. NCBI's taxonomy places the organism in Eukaryota, Metazoa, Chordata, Actinopteri, Clupeiformes, Clupeidae. Gene Ontology annotation, molecular function: protein binding. Gene Ontology annotation, biological process: RNA processing. Gene Ontology annotation, cellular component: exosome (RNase complex); nucleus.
AGGCUCUCGCGAUAGCAGAGUUUUCCCGUUGAGAAGUGUAGUAAAGAACGUCGAGGGAGCGUCGUCCUUACUCAGAUAAGUGGUUGGUGUCGUGGAUCGCUAGGACAAAUUCCUUCGAUUGCCAUUUUUUUUUUGCGCACUCAUGUCAUUCUUAUGUUAAGACGAAUAUUUUUCCAAAUAUAGGUAGCUAGAUAGAUCGUUUGCGAAAUGGAGGUCAAUUCAGGCACUCGAUCUCCGAGAGAGGAGGGAGAGCUUGAAGAUGGGGAAAUUUGCGACGACGAAACGGACGAAAAGCUGCUACCACAGGAAGGCAUGAGGCCUAGAAAUGCUAACUCGACACGGUGUAAUCGAAAAUCUAAAGGUCCGGUACGAACAUUGCCUCCCAUGAUGGGCUCCCCAGCUCAAGAUUUCCGUGUGAUGAUGCCCUUUAAUCGUGGACCCCACUUGCAUGGCCCUUUCCCCCCUAGCCACAGACAGCAAAUUGGACCUAGUGGACCAGACCGGUUGUUGCCAGGGCAGGAUUGUGACCCUAGUCCGCGAUCUAGUUUUUGGGAACGCAGUCAUACCACAUUAGGUAGAUUACGAAAUCGUGGGAAAACGAUAAAUGACGGACGAGGCGACUGGGCCCGAGGAGGCAGAGGAGAUGGCGGUGGGGGUCCGAGAGAGAAUGGAAGGCCCCCCGUGAGUCGGUAUGCCUUUGGGGACAGUCAUUUAAAUAGAAAGGAAUCUCCCCAGAGAAAACAAAAGCAAUUUGGAAGAAACCAGACAAGGAAGCAGGCUUACAGCGCACAAAAGGCAGAGAAUGGCGUUGAAGAGAGCUUUGAGGAUUUGCUCAUCAAGUACAAGCAAAUCCAGCUCGAGCUGGAGUGCAUUCGUAAAGAAGAGAAUAUGGCUCUCGAGCCUGUUGUUCCGAAGCAGGCAGGGGCUGCUUCUGGUGUUACCACCACCCCAGAGGCAGAAGUAGAGAUGGAGGUGCCUGAUGUUGAGAAGGAGACUGGUACCUCAGAGCAGCUAUCAGAACCCGAGAAGGACGAAAAGAAAAUCUUCCAGGCCUUCAACAUUAAGCCCUUGAGGCAGAAGCUCCUGACGCCAGCUGAGAGGGAUGCUCUUAACUCCAAGACGGAUGAGGAGCCAGAGAAUAAAGAGGAGGAACCCAGCGCAGAAGAACAAACCACAACAGUACAAGAAGUGGCAGCACCAGGAGCAGUAGCGGUGGCAGUGGCAGCACCAGCACCAGGAGCAGCAGCACUAGAAGAAGAAGAAGAAGAAGAGGACGAGGAAGACGAGGAGGAGGAGGAGGAAGACAAGGACAUUGAGUCAGACUUGAACAUAUCCUGUUUAUCCAACUCACAGGGCUCCCUACUCAAGAAGGGGAAGGGGAAAGGGAAGGAUGAGGAUGAAGACAUGUCUGAGCUGCAGCUGCGGCUGCUCGCCCUGCAGUCAGCCAGCAGGAAGUGGCAGCAGAAGGAGCAGCAGGUGAUGAAGGAGAGCAAGGAGAAGAUCACCAAAGCCAAGCCCGCGCAGCCCGACAAGAGUGGCAGCCCCCAGGACCGGGUCAAAAUGGUGACCAGGUCCAGCACGGAGAAGGCAAAGGCCCUUGCGGCCGCCUCCGCCAAGCCCCAAGAGAAGGGGAAGUCCGGAGCUGACAAGGGCAAAGCUGGCACCAAGGCUCACGCUGCAGGGAAGAAGACCACCAGCCCUGCAGGCUCGGCGGCGAAGCAGGCGUGGCGGAUGCAGCGGCUGCGGGCCUGGAAGCUGCAGCAGCAGCACGAGCAGGAGGAGCAGCAGCGCCGGCGGCAGGAGGAGGAGGAGGAGCGCAAGAAGAGGGAGGAGGAGAUCCGCAAGAUCCGUGAUCUCUCCAACCAGGACGAGCAGUACAACCGCUUCAUGAAGCUGGUGGGCAGCAAGCACCAUCCGCGCAGCAAGUCAGUAGAUAAUGAAAACAGGAAGUCCCUUAGCAAACAGGGAUUGGACACCUCAGGGAACCUCUACCAGUAUGACAACUACGAUGAAGUUGCCAUGGACACAGACAGCGAGCCCGAGUCACCAGCCUCAUCCCCAGUGCGUGAUCCCUUCUCAACUGAGGCGACCACCUGUGUUCCUCACAUGCCUGCCUUUCCUAUGCACCCUACUCCGUCUGGAAUGGAACUGGCCCAAUGUUUCCUGGACCAUUUCAGCCUUGUACACCCCUUGCCGCCACCGCCUCUGCCCCCAAUGCCCCCUCCAGACGAGCUAGAGCAGCCUCCAAAGCCCCCGUUCGCCGAUGAGGAGGAGGAAGAAGAGAUGCUCCUGAGGAAAGAGCUGCUGAAGUCUCUGGUCUGCAAACGAACUGUCAAGCCAGAGGAAACCGUGUCCGGUAACAGCGGCCCUCCCUCUCCCUCUCCCUCUCCCUCUCACCCGGUGAAACCGGCCCUUCUGCCAACACCCAGGAGCAACCUGACAGCAGUCAGCCUCAACACGGUCAUACCACAGCCCCGCCACGCCAGCAGCAAGUUCGCCCGAAGCGUUCAUGUUCCCCGUGCUCCGCUUGUGUUGCCCAGGCACAAGGCAGUGGUGGUGCAGCUGAACGACUCGGACGACAGCGACUCUGACUGUGACGCCACCGGCUCUCCAGCUCCCUCCCAUAGCAUCUUUGGGGGCCUGGAGUCCAUGAUCAAAGAGGCACGCAGGACUGCUGAGGCCGCAAAGCCUAAAGGAUCUAAAUCGGAGAAGGAGAACAAUCCUAUCCGAAUGCUGCCUGAUGUCAGGAAACUGGAACAUCUCUGGAAGGAGGAACUAGCGAGUCGGGAGAGGCAGCGGCUGUCCAGGCUGGCUGCUUUGAAAGGAGUUCCGUCUCCAGUCGGCUCUGACUCCGAACUCGAUGUUGCAGGGAAAGUUGCGACCCUUCGGCUCGCCGAGGCAGAGGACAAGUUAGCCAAGCACCGGACCCAGCUGGAGAAGGACGAGCUGCUCCUCAAGCAGCUCCUCCAGGCGGAGCUGAAGAAGAAGGAGUUCCUGAAGGCCGCUGAGACCAAGGUGACCAAGCUCCGCGAGCAGCUGAUGGCCUCGGAGAAGAUCGUCGGCGCCAACCGAGUGCUGCUGAAGAAGCUUCAGGAGCAGACGUACCGUGUGCAGCACCGCAUCACGCUGAAGCGGCAGCAGGCUCAGAAGCUGGAGAGAGACCUGUCCCAGGCGCAAGCCUCUGCGCAGGGUGGCACACUCAAGCGCAAGAACGCCUCUCUGCUCUACUCGCCUGUUAAAAUGCUCCGCACCGAUGGCGGCCCGCGCACCGCCUCUGAGCGUCACUUUGCCGACCUGAUCGCCCAGAAGCAGCGGCUGCAGCGGCUGGAGGCGGAGUACGCGCUGAAGAUCCAGAAGCUGAAGGAGGCGCAGGCGCUGCGGCAGCAGGUGGAGCAGCGCCCCGCCCCGCCUCAGAAACCCCCCGCCACCCCCUUCCCGGUGCCCCAGCCCUCCCUGCACGACCUCACCCAGGACAAGCUCACCCUGGGCAGCGAGGACCUGGAGCCCGAUGAGGACGAGCAGCCGCCCUCCUUCGCCACCGCCUCGGCCAGCAGCCCCAUCCUCACCUCCUCUGCGACCCCUGCCACCGUUGCUGCUGCUGCUGCUGCUGCUCCUGCUGCCAUCACCCCCACCUCCCGCCGACGCUCCUUCCACAACUCGGGCGCCUUCACCAAGCCCAAGCUGCAGAUCCCCAAGGCCCUCCACACCUCCACCCCUGCCAAAGAGGACCUGGCCAAACCUGCCAAGCCCACCAAAGCCAGUGCCAGUGCCGGUGGCAGUGCGGGCCCUGGCCUGUCCGAGCUCUACCUGGGGCUCAGCAUGGAGGAGCUGAAGCAGAGGUACCAGAAGUUUGCCAGCGUGGAGGAUCUGCUUCAGAGCGAACUAACUGCGCUAGGGGGCGCUGUGGGGGAGAAGCUUCCUUGUGGAAAGGCGAUCCAGGUAGAUGUGGAGCCCCUGACCGCUCCAGCCAGCCGUGUGGAGUUGAAGCCGGUUCCCUUUGGAGCAUAUCACAGUCCACUGCUGGCUUUCAAAUCGUACAGGUUCAGCCCCUACUUCAGAACAAAAGAGAAGCUGUCACUCAUCUCUGUAUCCCAUAGUAACGUCAUUGAGCCCAAAAAGUUUUUCUGUCGCUUUGACCUCACCGGGACGUGCAACGAUGACGACUGUAAAUGGCAGCACAUGAGAAACUGUACAUUAAGUGGAAACCAGUUGACCCAGGAUAUCCUCUCCUACAACCUCCCUUUGAUUGGCUGUUCAGAGAACAGCAGCACAGAGGAGAUCAGUGUGGCCACAGAAAAGUAUAUCAAAAAGCUGUUCGGCUCCAACAGAGAUCGCAUGGGGACGGAUCAGAAGGCGGUUCUGCUCGUGAGCAAAGUUAACGAGAGCAAAGGCCAUGUUCCUCCCUUCACCACCUGCAAGGAGAGGAGGAGAUGGAAGCCCGAGCCGCAGCGGCCACCCAGGCCAGAGGAGACUUCGGACGGGGAGAAGGAGGGUCUGGAAGGUCUGGAGGCCCCCAGCCAGAGCCAGUAUGAGGCACACACGCAGGCCAACCUGUUGGCUCUAGACGUCUGUGUCAACCCUGACGACAAGCGGUACUUUGACAGCGAGACGGACGACAUCUCCAACCUGGAGACGAGUGUUCUGGAGAGCCCUAAGGACGUGCAGCUGUGGAUCAAGCUGGCCUUCAAGUACCUCAAUCAGAAGGAAAUCCCUGCAACUGAACGUCUGGAUGCGGCGCUGAACACCCUGUCGCGGGCCCUGGAGGAUAACCGGGACAACUCGGAGGUCUGGUGCCACUACCUGACGCUCUUCUCCCGCCGCGGCACCAGCGAGGAGCUGCAGGAGAUGUGUGACAUGGCCGUGCAGCACGCCCCUGACUAUGACGUCUGGUGGACCUACAUGAACAUGGAGAGCUCCUUCGAGGGGAAGGACUUUGUGUGCGGCCGCAUGCUGCACUACCUGGUGCAGACAGCCGAUGGCGCUGGCGAGGAACGUCGUUCGUUCCGCCUGCUGGAGUCUCUGCUGUACCGUGCGCAGCUCAGUCUGUUUACCGGCCGACAGCAGAACGCUCUGGACAUCCUACAGAAUGCGCUGAAGUCCGACGGAGAGCAGAGUCUAGCGGCACACCUGGGCGCUGCGGACCGUGCUCUGGCCUGGCUCUGCCUCAUCCACGUGACCGAGUGCGGACGCCUACCCCCUAACCUGUACAACCCGGCCGACUCCAGCCCGUCCAGGGUGGUGUGCACCAAGCCCGCGCCCCAACCCUGGGGCUGGCCGUCAGAGCUGCGGACCCCAGCCGACCAGCUCGUCGGCCUCUACCAAGACGCCAUUAAGGGGUGCUCAGAGGAGGGGCCGUCCCAGAGCGAGUCGCCGUCGCCAACGCUGCCACUCCACGCUGACCUCGUCGCCCUCUACCGCCGCCUGGACAGGCUGAAUGAGGCAGUGACUCACUGUGAGGGUGUGCUGUCUGAGAGGCCUGACUGCUGCCCCCUGCUGGAGAGCCUGGCGGAGCUGCAGCUGGCGCGGGGCGAGGAGGAGAAGGCGCUGGCCGUGUGGCAGGAGGCCCUCAGGCAGAGACCGCACAACGCCAAGCUCCUCUACCACACCUGCAAGUUCCUGCUGUGCCAAGAGCGAUCCAGUGCCAUUGACCCUUUGUUUCGGGAGUUUAUGUUGUCCUUGUGCGAGCCAGAUCAAACUGACCUGUGCCCGCUAGAUGUGCUACGCCACCUCCUGGGUCUCCCCAGAGAGGCCAUCCUCAGCCCCCCCAGAGUGAAGGCCUCCCUGCAGGGGACGAUCCGCCAGCAGCUGCCCUACCUCAGCCUCGUCCACUGCACAUGGCAGUCGGUGCACGGUGGAAUUCCUGAGGCCCUCAACGCCUUUGAGUCGGCCCUAGGCCGCACCAUGAGCCUGGAAGUAGUGCAGAAGAUCUGGCUGGACUAUCUGCUCUUUGCCAGCAGCAAGCUGGUGGGUUCACAGCCGGCCGCCCGCGACCUCAAGCUGUUUGCCGACCUGGUGCAGCGCUGCCUGGUCUGCGUGCCGACGCGGCUCACCGUGCCCUUCAGCUCCACCCGCUACUGGAGCUGCUUCCACUUCCACAACCAGGUCAUUGCCUUCUACCUGGGCUGCAUGCCGCAGGCUCAGCACCUGGCCGUCCUGGAGAGGCUGAGGCAGUCCAUGCCCUCCAAUCCGCAGCUGUCCAUCAGGUUGCUGCACCAGGAGCGGCGCGACGGCAGCGUGGAGCACCUGCGCUUCCAGAGCAGAGGGCUGUGCGCUAGCCUGCCAAACUGUCUGGCCUACUGGAAAAUAGCUAUCGCUGUGGAGAGGGAGCAAAAAGGAAAAGCUGAGGUGCGCCGCCUUUAUCAGCAGGCCCUCCAAAAGCUGCCUCUGUGUGCCACUCUGUGGAAAGAUCGUCUGCUGUUCGAAGCCGCUGAAGGAGGUAAAACUGACACACUGAAAAAACUUGUUGACAAGUGCCAAGAGCUGGGAGUGAGUCUGACUGAGGCGCUAAGCUUAGGCCAAAGCAGUGCCGCAGGAACGGAGCACUGAACAGCCAUACAUACCCUGUCUUUACCCUGCCGUGCGCUGUCUUUACGGCCCAAGAUUUGAACACAGCCAAUUAGACCCAGCCACCAAUCCCCCCCCCCCCCCCCCCUCCUGCCACCCUACCAUCUUCCUCCUCCCUCUCCAAAUUGAAAAGAAAAAACAAAACAAACAAAUUACGCCAAAACAGAUCAGCUGUAGAUUAGCGAGGGCCUUACUUGGCCAGUAUGUCAGACCUCCCUGAGCAGUGUUUUCUCACCGGGGCCCGCCACGUGAGCGAGCGUGUGUGUGUGUGUGCGCGAAGGCAAGCGAGCGGCUGGAGGCCUACCAGCGGGAAGACUAUGAACUCUCCGUGGCCUCUAGUGCCAUACACGGGCCUCUUUUGUCACCUUUGACAUCAUGUACGUAAGUAUUGGAAAUCUGAUGACACCUGUUGCUACCCCUACCCUCACCCCCCCCCCCC